AUGGCUUCCGCUUCCAAUCGCGUCGUAAAGAUAGCUGCUGUACAGGCCGCGCCUGUUUCCUUCGACCUCGAUAAGAGCCUAGAGAAGUUGACGAAGCUUACGGCGGAGGCGGCCGGCGCAGGAGCUGAUCUUGUCGUCUUUCCGGAGGCCUUCCUAUCUGCUUACCCAUGGCGUUAUGCCUUUGAUGCCACUAUUGGCACUCGAGAGCCCCGUGGAAGAGAGUGGUAUGCGAAAUACUACGAUUCAGCUGUUGCUGUGCCUUCCCCCGCUGUUGACAUCAUUUCCAAGACAGCUAAAUCUCACGGAGUGUAUAUCCAGGUUGGGAUUAUUGAAAAAGAGGGGGGCACGCUGUAUUGCACAGCCUUAUUGAUUGGUAGGGAUGGGUCGGUGCUCCUGAAGCAUCGUAAGUUGAUCCCCACAGCUGCGGAGCGCUUAGUAUGGGGUAGGGGGGCAGGAGACGGCCUGGGCGUGGUCCAAACUGAUAUCGGCAAGAUUGGUACUUUGAUAUGUUGGGAAAACUAUAUGCCCGCAGCGCGAAUGGCACUUUACCAGCAAGGAGUCGAGAUUUACUUGGCGCCCAAUGCGGAUGAUUUGCCAUCCUGGGUCGCGUCAAUGCAGCAUAUUGCCAAAGAGGGACGAUGCUUCGUCGUGUCUGUGAACUCAAUGUGUAGAGUUUCGGAUUUCCCCAAAGACUAUCCGCCAUUUACUGCCGAGCACCACGACCGAAAGCCAGAUGGCUCCAAAUGGGAACCUGACGAUAUCAUCAACCAUGGAGGGUCCUUUGUUGUAGGGCCCCUAGGAGUCCCCCUGACCCAACCAGUGUGGGACAAGGAAGCAAUCAUCUAUGCUGAUCUGAAAACGUCAGAAGUGAUAGAAUCUAGGCUUGACUUCGAUCCCGUUGGUAGUUAUGCUCGCCCAGAUGUCUUUACGUUAACAGUAAACACCAAACCAGGGACCAAUGUCAAUUUUACUCGAUAG
Messenger RNA from Hypoxylon fragiforme, 978 nucleotides. Its product is annotated as carbon-nitrogen hydrolase. The coding region runs from base 1 to 978 and encodes 325 amino acids. NCBI's taxonomy places the organism in Eukaryota, Fungi, Ascomycota, Sordariomycetes, Xylariales, Hypoxylaceae. The transcript has 8 exons. Gene Ontology annotation, molecular function: catalytic activity. The record is from RefSeq and is a predicted model, not a curated record.